AAUCAAAAUGGCGGAAACGAUAUUAAGAAAAGCACAAAUGCAUGUUGGCUGCCAAAUAUGCAAGCAACAAAAAGCGGUCAGUUGGAAAUGUAUAGACUGCAAUCGUUUGUUGUGUGAUACAUGUAAAAUGACCCAUGAAAAUAUUCCGGCAACUGAAAACCAUGAGGUUCUCUCAACGAAGUCAAUUUUGCCACGGCCAAGUAUCAGAAUUAAUUCAAAAAUGUGCAAAUUUCAUGGGAAAAGUUUGUCCCUUCACUGUUCAACGUGUGAUGUGCUUAUUUGCAUGGACUGCAUUUUAGAAAAGCAUAACACACAUAAGUUUGGUGAUAUUGAAUCCAUCAAGCAACGCCAACGGCAAAAAUUUGAAGAAUUCACAAAUGAAAUUCAAGAGGUAAGGAAAAUAAAUAAAGAAAAGGUUAAAUUAUAUGAAUUCAUGAAACAGGAGUGCAUAGUAGAUGUUUCAUUAAAGCGUUCAUUGGUGAAAAAACGCGAAGAGGAGCUGGUUGAUUGGAUAAAAGAGUGGGUUAGAUGCUCGAUUGCUCAACUCGAUCACCAUCAAUGUUAUCUUGUGACAGAUUUAGAUGCAAAUAUAACAGAAACUAAAGAAUUUCUUUGCUCAAUGGAUAAAGUUGAAACACAAAUCCAAAAUCUGUUAAAACAAGAUGAUUCAACAUUAGCGUUUGAAAACUUUGAGAUGAUUAAAGCUCAGGUUAAAAAUCCUAAACUAUCAGAACUGAGAAAUUACCAAAUACGGUACGAGGACGGAAACUUGGAAAAGGAAAAAUGCGACAAAAUCCUUGGAAGAAUAGAGAUUACACAAACAGACAUAGCCGAAACACCAAAAAGGAGAUCAUUUGUUAAAGUACUGUAUUCUUACACGGCAGAGAACGAGGACGAGUUAUCAUUAGAGGAAAAUGAUAUAGUUGAAGUUCUACACCAGGAUACAGAUGAUAGUGGAUGGGCACAAGGGCGCUGUAAGGGAAAAACUGGUGAAUACCCAACGAACUUUGUGGAAAUAUCUAAUAAUUAUCUACAAGAAAUUAAGGGGACCAAGAUAGCGGAAAGCGACAUUCAACCAGUUGAGGUUAUCUAUGCGUAUACUCCCGAGAACGAAGAUGAACUUCAACUUGUGGUCGGAUGUGUCAUAGACAUACUUAAUAAGGACGGUGACCCUGGGUGGUGGUUUGGUCGAUGUGGAAAUAAAGUGGGAUUUUUUCCAGAUAACUUUGUUACAGUCAUUACAAAGCAUAAAACCUAAUGCGCUUGUUCAAUAUUUGUGGAAAAAAACCAACAAAGCCAAAAAGAAUGCAAAAGAAAACUAAACUAAAGAUAAUGCGACGGAAUUGUUUUGCAGAAUGUUUUCUUCAUGAAUGGGGAUUAACAAUUGUAAAUAAAUCAAUAUUAUAUUCUACAAAGUUAAUGAUCAAACAUAAUACUUACGCUUGGUUGUAUUGGUCCUGACUUCAUACAUGCACUUUCGUAAGAAAGUUUAAGGUUGGAACAGGUUGACAACAAGCCAAACAUCCCAUUCACAAGACGGUUACUGUAAACCAACUCAUUUUCGCGGAUACUUUAUUUCGCGUUUAGCUUUUUCUUGCCCACUUCGCGGCGAUUUAAUUUCGCGAUUUUCAAAUUUACUGGAAGUAGUUAGAUAUGGAAUAAUCCCAGUUUUGAAGUUUUGCGACGAUUUAUAUUCGCGUUAUUUUUCUACUCGCGAAAGUCGCGAAAAUUAGUUGGUUUACAGUAUAUCAGUUUCAUUAAACAUGUAUCUGCUGCAGUUUUUAUACCAUAUUUAAGUUAUUGGGGUAUUUGUCAUGUUAUUCGUUUUGAUGCACAUAUGCAUAAUGAUUGGAUUUGACCUUAUUUUUAAAUUCAAAGAACAAAGAUCCUUUCGUGGAAAAGGAUUCAAUGAUUUUCUCAAAGGAUAGAAUAGUUUGACUUAAGUUGAUAUAAAUAAUAUCACGAUUAAAACUAUUUGUUUAAUAUUGAUACAAAAAUCAUUUAUUCGAAAGUUAUCAUAGCUUAAUUUGUAUUAGGUUUUGUACUAUCAAUUGACAAUACAGAUAAUGUAGUAUACGACCAAUUUCUUUUUGUUAAAUUGUUUUCGAUACACAUAUAUUUUAUCUUUCAAAUAAUUAUAGAUUACAGAAAUAUAUCUGAAGCUUGACGGUAAUAAGUAAUAAUCUCAUCACACAUUCCAUUGGCACAAAGGAAGACACGAAAGUUCUGUUUUCUAGGUUUAGAGAUCAUUCUCCAAUUGAAAGUUAUCAGGAAGAUUGACUAAAAUCGUUUACUGUCCCCAUCACGAAUUGGAUGAUUGAACGAUUUGUCUGUGUCUCAAAUUAUGAGAGACAAUUUUCGCGGGCUUAUAUCUUUAGAUACAUAUAUACAAGAAAAGUUGCCUGAUCUGUAAAUUUACCGAUUGCGUUAAAUUCCACAUAAAGACAUUUUAACUAUGCGAGGAAUUGCAUGCCGGCUGAGGCGUACAUAGUAGGAGACGCUUACCCUGACGACACACCCAAACUCUAGUCUUUUGAAUUCCAUGCUAUCCCUCAGUUUUUUGUUUUUCUCUUGAUUUGCACCUUCUUAAUUGAUUUAUGAUAUCUGUACGAAAUGCCUACAUUUUAUACAAAAUCUAUUUCUCAAAUGCCAACAAAAAUAAUUAAAUAGAUGUUGUUUUAGUAAAUAGGUGUUGUUUUAGAACAAAAUUUAAUAACUAGGAAAUGAGUUAGUUUAAAUGUAAAAAUUAUUGUUCACCUUAAAAAUAUUAUAUUUUUUUAAAUAAAAAUUUAUUUGAAAUGAAAUGGCAUGUAAUAAUACUAUUAAAAUUGUUAAGUAAACAAAUAAUUAUAAGAAAAAUAGUAUUAAAAUUCAAAGUAAAAAAUUAAAAUUGAAACAAAUAAAUGAAAAAAAACGACAUUUUAAAGUACAUUUAUGAAUAGAAAUCAUUUAAAUUUUAAAGUACAUAGAUAUAUUUAAUGUAUGAGCAAACCAAUUAUUGGUACGACGUGCUGCUGUAUAGCCAUUGGUGCCAGUAGAAGAAGUCAAAGAUGUCUGGUUUAGUGCUCUAGAAGAUCUUUAGAGGACCUUACAAGAUGCCAGCAACUUCAGUAUGCAGCAGGUGGAAAACAUUUUGAUUUAUGGAAGCGAAAAUACAUGGAAAUUUAAGAUAGACUCUCCAACAUAAAGAUUCAACACCAGAACGGAGAGAUUUCGACAGUUCAGUUUGAAGAUGCUGGCUCAUACUUCCUUCACUUGGACUAAAUUGACAAUAUACUUGUAUACUUGUGAUGAGACUAUGUGAUUAUUCAUGUUGUAAAUUUUUAAAACAUGUUUGCUUCAUUUAUUUGUGAUUGUGUUAAGUGGCUUUUUUUUCUUAUCUUGAUAUUUAUCUAUAUGCUUGUUUACAUGAUCAAUUGAACAUGAAUAAAUAUAUAUUUCUUA
This is a messenger RNA of Mytilus californianus (California mussel), 3444 nucleotides long. RefSeq names its product E3 ubiquitin-protein ligase TRIM33-like. NCBI's taxonomy places the organism in Eukaryota, Metazoa, Mollusca, Bivalvia, Mytilida, Mytilidae. The transcript is spliced from 5 exons. The record is from RefSeq and is a predicted model, not a curated record. Gene Ontology annotation, molecular function: protein binding; zinc ion binding. Bases 8 to 1258 code for a protein of 416 amino acids.